This is a messenger RNA of Paramecium pentaurelia, 462 nucleotides long. Lineage: Eukaryota; Ciliophora; Oligohymenophorea; Peniculida; Parameciidae. The record is from the annotation of a GenBank genome assembly.
AUGAUUCAAACUUAAUAGUCUGAAGAAGAGACUUUUAUUUAGAUCACUAAAAAUAUAAGUUAAGUGAAUAUUGAUAAUGAAGGGACAUUUAAAUAUAUACUUAUUUUAUUGGAAGGAAACAACAAUAAAGAAUUUUAUUUUGUUAGAGGUCUCAAAUAAUAUGAAUAUCAUGCAUAAAACUUUGAACACUUUUGUAAUGAAGCUAAAAAUAACUUAAAAUGGUCAGAAUUUAAAUUUGAUUUAGAAAAAGGAACAAUCAAAGCUGAAUUAAAUGGACAUAAGUUCAAAUUUAUGUGUGUUGGAGGAGGCAGACUUAAACAUUCAAAUAUUUAAUAAAGUUUAGAAAUCUAUGGAUAUUCUUAAUCAUAUGGAUAAUGUGAUCAUAAAAUAUCUUUAAAUAUAAUAAGAACAGUCUAUCCAUAUUUAGAUAAAAAUGUAAUCACUAGAAACGAUGGUUAUUGA